GGCAGCCUAUGACAUCAGCCAGGAACGCCUGGGAUGCCGCUGCUCCUGGCCAACCUCCGAGGAGGAGGAGGGUCCUGCCGGCUAAGAGUUAAUUAGCCCCGCGCGGCGAGGGGGGAGGCGCCAGUAUUCUGGGGACACUGGCGGCCACUGUACUCCCAACCAGGGGAGCUCACCGAGAGUUGGAUGAAUUCUGGGCUAUUAGCUGCGGUCAGCCGCGCUCCCGAGAGCCUGUUCCUGGUGGAAAACAGGGGGCGUCUGGCAAAGGGACCAGCGGCUUCCUGAGCCUGUCAACAUGACACUUCUGGGGUCUGAGCAUUCUUUGCUGAUUAGGAGCAAGUUCAGAUCAGUUUUACAGUUACGACUUCAACAGAGGAGGACCCAGGAACAGCUGGCUAACCAAGGCAUAAUAGCACCACUGAAAAGUCCAACUGAAUUCCAUGAGCAAAGAAAAAAUCUGGAUAGUGACAAGACUGAAAAUUCCCUGAAGCACAAAGCCAGAAACAGGUCUGACCGAGCCGACUGGGUUAAUAUGCAUAUACUCCAAGCCUCCACUGCAGAGAGGUCCAUUCCAACUGCUCAGAUGAAGCUGAAAAGAGCCCGACUUGCAGACGAUCUCAAUGAAAAAAUUGCUCUCCAACCGGGGCCACUGGAGCUGGUGGAGAAGAACAUUCUCCCUGUGGAUUCUGCUGUGAAAGAGGCCAUAAAAGGUAACCAGGUGAGUUUCUCUAAGUCAGCGGAUGCGUUUGCCUUCGAAGAGGACAGCAGCAGCGAUGGGCUUUCUCCAGAUCAGACUCGAAGCGAAGAUCCCCCGGGCUCAGCGGGAUCCCCGCCAGACGCCAAAGCCUCGGAGACCCCUUUGGCAGGCCCUCUGGGGACAAUCCAGGAUCUUGCUUCUGGCUCAGAAAAUGACAGGAGUGACUCAGCCUCACAGCCCGGCCACCAGUUAGACACGGGGAAGCAGGGGCUUGGCCCCACCAGCACCCCCAUCCCUGUGCAUGCUGCUGUAAAGUCCAAGUCCUUGGGUGACAGUAAGAACCGCCACAAAAAGCCCAAGGACCCCAAGCCGAAAGUGAAGAAGCUCAAGUAUCACCAGUACAUUCCCCCAGACCAGAAGGCAGAGAAGUCCCCUCCGCCCAUGGACUCAGCCUACGCCCGGCUGCUACAGCAGCAGCAGCUGUUCCUGCAGCUCCAGAUCCUCAGCCAGCAGCAGCAGCAGCAGCAGCACCGAUUCAGCUACCCUGGGAUACACCAAGCUCAGCUUAAAGAACCAAAUGAACAGACGGUCAGAAAUUCAAACUCUUCUUCAACACCACUGAGCAAUACCCCUUUGUCCCCUGUCAAAAACAGUUUUUCUGGACAAACUGGUGUCUCUUCUCUCAAACCAGGCCCACUCCCACCUAACCUGGAUGAUCUGAAGGUCUCUGAAUUAAGACAACAGCUUCGCAUCCGGGGCUUGCCAGUGUCAGGCACCAAAACGGCCCUCAUGGACCGGCUCCGGCCCUUCCAGGACUGUUCUGGCAACCAGAUGCCGAACUUCGGGGACAUAACGACUGUCACUUUCCCUGUCACCCCCAGCACGCUGCCCAAUUACCAGUCCUCCCCCUCCACCAGCGCCUUGUCCAACGGCUUCUACCACUUCGGCAGCACCAGCUCCAGCCCCCCAAUCUCCCCUGCCUCGUCCGACCUGUCGGUCGCCGGGUCCCUGCCGGACACCUUCAACGACGCCUCCCCCGCCUUCGGCCUGCACCCGUCCCCGGCCCACGCGUGCGCGGAGGAGCCGCUCGCCAGCAGCCUGAACGGGGCCUCGGCCCCCUCCGAGCUGGACGGGCCGGACUCCGAGAAGGACAAGAUGCUGGUGGAGAAGCAGAAAGUGAUCAACGAGCUCACCUGGAAGCUGCAGCAGGAGCAGAGGCAAGUGGAGGAGCUGCGGAUGCAGCUGCAGAAGCAGAAGAGGAACAACUGCCCCGAGCAGAAGCCGCUGCCCUUCCUGGCCGCCCCCAUCAAGCAGGAAGAGGCCGUCUCCAGCUGUCCCUUUGCAUCCCAGCAACUCCCUGUGAAACGACAAAGCAGCAGCACGGAGACCCCAUCGCAGGCCUGUGCAGCCGCUCCUCUGCCGCCCCUGGGAAACGCGCACUGUGCGGAGCCCGCGGGUCAAACCGGGGUCCUUUCUUCCACGUUUCUCAGCCCGCAGUGCUCCCCCCAGCACUCGCCACUCGGGGCCGUGAAGAGCCCGCAGCACAUCAGUUUGCCCCCGUCGCCCAACAGCGCUUACUUCCUGCCCGCGCCUGGCGGGGCUCAGGGAGAAGCGCACAGGGUCUCCUCGCCCGCCGGCAGCCAGGCGUGCCCCGCGCAGAACUCCGGGGCACACGAUGGCCAUCCUCCAAGCUUUGCUUCCCAUUCUUCCAGCCUCCACCCACCUUUCUCUGGAGCCCAGGCAGAUAGCAGUCAUGGUGCCAGGGGCAACCCUUGUCCAAAAAGCCCAGGUGUACAGCAAAAGAUGGCUGGUUUACACUCUUCUGAUAAGACAGGGCCAAAGUUUUCAAUUCCAUCCCCAACUUUUUCUAAGUCAAGUUCGACAGUUUCAGAGAUAACACAGCCUCCUUCCUAUGAAGAUGCCGUAAAGCAGCAAAUGACUCGGAGUCAGCAGAUGGAUGAACUCCUAGAUGUCCUCAUUGAAAGUGGAGAAAUGCCAGCUGAUGCCAGAGAGGAUCAUUCGUGUCUGCAAAAAGUCCCAAAGGUACCCGGGCCUUCCCGGAGCCCGACCGCCGUCCUCCCCAAGCCCUCUGCUUCCUUCGAGCAAGCGUCUUCGGGAGGCCAGAUGCCCUUUGACCACUAUGCCACCGACAGCGAUGAGCACCUCGAAGUCUUAUUAAAUUCCCAGAGCCCCUUAGGAAAGGUGAGUGAUGUCGCCCUCCUGAAAAUUGGGGGUGACGAACCUCCUUUCGACGGGAUCAUGGAUGGGUUCUCCGGGAAGGCUGCGGAAGACCUCUUCAAUGCUCAUGAGAUCUUGCCAGGCCCCCUGUCCCCGAUGCAGACGCAGUUCUCACCCUCUUCUGUGGACAGCAGUGGGCUGCAGCUGAGCUUCACUGAGUCUCCUUGGGAAACCAUGGAGUGGCUGGACCUCACGCCACCGAGUUCCACGCCGGGCUUUAGCUCCCUCGCCACCAGCGGCCCCAGCAUCUUUAACAUUGAUUUCCUGGAUGUCACGGAUCUCAAUCUGAAUUCCCCCAUGGACCUUCACUUGCAGCAGUGGUAGAACACCCGACGCACAGCACUGAGGAAGACCAGGAGGAAUUCCCUGGGGAAAUGCACGCAACCAUAAAUGCUUAUGCUGUCCAAAAGAAGAAGAAGGAGUGAAUUGAAUUAAAGAGAAGCGACAGAGGAUUCCGUGACAAUUGACAAGAACAAAUAGGAGUCAAUUUUUAAAAUACAUAUCAUGCAAUAUUUACCAGCAGUCAGUACCUGUUCAUGAUUUCAGCAAUGCAAUCAAAAAUUUGCUUUCCCAGAUUAAGGCUGCCAAAAAAAUAUAUAUACAUAUUUCACUGCCUUUUCAAAUUCUAGCCCAUCACUUUUCUCAGGCAUUGUUGGGGCAUAAGCUUUUCUCAUGAGUUUACUAGACAUCCUGGGGGAAGAAAAUGUAAAGUCUUUUGGGCGUACAGGGAAGCCAGCCCCUCAAAGCUUAUGGAAGACACACCGUGGCGGAGGCUGCAGCCGAGUCUCCAUUUCCUGUCUUUUAAGAGACGCCAGACCCAGCAUUAGUUAAGGAGCUCCUGAGACAGAAUCAAGGGACAGAACCAACCCAUUCCCAGGGAAGCAAAGUCAACUCAGUUGUCCUCUGCCACAAAACUGCCCCACUGGAGCGGGUCUGAUCCUGUAGCCAGGACUCUUUGUGGUCACUGAUAACAACUAACCUGCCUUGAGUCCAGAGAACUCCACCCAGAACUUUCUUCUUUUUAAGCCAGUGGCCCAGUCAUUCCCACCAUCUCUGUGCUGACAAGCAUAUGUCAUAGGUGAGGACCUUGAAGCAAGAAAAGCUCCUGUCCCUGAAGGAGAGGCCUCAGGUUCUCCAGCAUAGCCCCCUUUCGUUCCAAAGACUAGACAUGACCACACAGGCAGAUGGAAAGAUAUCUGGAGGCACAGGAAGCCACAUCAGGGAUCACUCAGACAGGACUAGAGAGCAGUAUCCUUUCACAUACCCUGGGAAACAUACCACGGGUUACUGUAACAGGAUUAUCACUUAUGGAGGUCCAACUUCUUUUUUUGUUCUCAUAUUAUCAGUUUUUCUCCUACUCCACUUUUCUUUCCAGAUAUUGAUGCAUUCUUGCUCCUCUCUUGACAGUCUUUCUUUUUCUGCCCCAGCACUGGGAGGGGAGGACCUCUCAGUUCUCACAAGCUGCCAUACUCCUGAUAAAGCCAUUUUUUUUGAAAUGUUAAUCCAGGUUCUUCUGGAGAACUCAUUCUCCACGUGCACAGUUUGCUGCAAAAGGAAGUCAUGAGAAUUUCAUUAGGAAGAAACUGGUGACUAGGUCCAUCAGUCAUAAAUAUCGUUCUAUUCUCAUUUGAUUGACAAGCAACCACCAGUUUGUGUUGCUCUGGGGAAAUUGGAAUUCAUUAUAUUGUAAAGGUAGAUAUGGAGGACAUUUACAGGAGAGAGAGCAUUUCAGAGUUUCUGAAAGAAAACACAUUUGCACAUUGAAAGUGAUGGAAGGAAAGACAAUGGUCCAAUGUGCAUUCCUUAUUACCUCUCGUGCUUUGGCUGGGAGUUGGGAAAAACUCAAAUUGCAGGACAGUUUCUGUGAGGCUCACUGUGGCUCCAAUUCACCAUUUUAUAGUGUUGCAUGCUGUAGAAAGGAGCUAUUGCUAUUAUUUUGUUUUUUUAUUUAAAUCACUAAGGCACUGUUUUCUUCUUUUGUAAAAAAAAAAAAAUGUUGU
Molecule: messenger RNA, 4932 nt
Organism: Lemur catta (Ring-tailed lemur)
Lineage: Eukaryota; Metazoa; Chordata; Mammalia; Primates; Lemuridae
Gene: MYOCD
Product: myocardin
Exons: 14
Coding region: 293-3256 (987 amino acids)
Biological process (GO): smooth muscle cell differentiation; cardiac muscle cell differentiation
Source: RefSeq, a predicted model, not a curated record